This is a messenger RNA of Anopheles darlingi, 2886 nucleotides long. RefSeq names its product probable G-protein coupled receptor Mth-like 14. The transcript is spliced from 6 exons. The record is from RefSeq and is a predicted model, not a curated record. The coding region runs from base 851 to 2869 and encodes 672 amino acids. Gene Ontology annotation, molecular function: G protein-coupled receptor activity. Lineage: Eukaryota; Metazoa; Arthropoda; Insecta; Diptera; Culicidae.
CGUCGGUGUGUGUUAGUGACUAGAGACGUUAUGCUGGUUCAAGGGACGUGCUAUAACCGGCCAACGGUAAUACUACUGCCGGGGCACGGGAUAGGGAAUGUUUAGUCUAGUGCACUUCGCGUCUAGCGGCAGGUCUUCUUCGGUGGCACCGACAGUGACUGGGUGACGACUGGGUGGUAGUUUCGGAUUUGUCGUCGUCGUGAACCGGUGUCCGCGCACGCAUCGGUUGGGCAUCGCGUCGCUCGCGCAUCUAUCUUCGCAAUCGCCAGUGAUGGUUCGCCCGAAAAUGCCUUGAGAUCGUCAAUCGAAAUCGAUAACCGGCCGACCCUAGACGACGUCAUUUUGAGGGGCGUGGAUCGUUGCAGUGACACACCUAAAACGAGUGAUCGAAAGUUUAUGCACGGGCGCGCGCAUUUGUCAAGAUAUUUUUCGUAAUAUUCUGAUACUCGCCUGUAUCUACUGGACCGUCCCGUAGGGCCGUUAUCUCAUCAAACCCCGAAGAAAACACACGCACACGAGAGUGGGGCUUAUCGGACAAUUAGCCGAACCUGAGGGUAUAGUUAUCAGUUUCGUAGGGAAGUUCUUCGGUGUCGGUAGUGCAAGGUGUACCCAUCGACGAGCCCUGAUAACCAAAGUUUCCGGGAUAUAGGUGGUGUGCAUUAAGUGCUGCUGCUGCUGCUGCUGCUGCUCAUGAGAGCUGCUUCGGUGCUGGGGUGGUCAUCGAGGUGAAGUCGAAGCGAGUGACCACGACCUGCAGUUUCGGGUGGUUAGUCGUGCCGGGACCGGCCAAGUUCGCAGUUCGCCUACGUUAGGCUGCAGUUUACCUUUAGUGAUCUCGUGAAAAGUAACCAUGGUUCAAUCGCACUCGUUCGUCGUGUUAAGCGGCUGCAUAGUUGUACUGUUAGUGGUGCACGCGGUUUACGGUGCCGUCGGAAGAGACAAGCAGCCCUUAGAGGGUACCUACGAGGAGUACGACGAUGACGGACCGUACCAUCGACCGAUCGACGUGCCGGAUGAAGGCGACUACAACUAUGACUACGAUGGGGUGGAGCCGUCGUCGACAGUGAAAGCAGCAGUGGCCAGCGCACCAGCGGUGGACUCUUCUCAGGAGUCUCCGAAUCUCCUGAACGGUGACUUCGGUGGCCACCAUGAUCCACCGCCCAGUGAUAUCGAGCAACUGUUUAAAGGAAAAUCGGUACUGCCGGUACUGGAAGGUCCGGGAAGUGAGCACCAGAAUCAUACCAACGUGACUACACUAGGGGUGUUACCGUCUACUACGGAGCUUCCGGUUGACGCUGAUUGUAGCCGCUAUCAAAAACUGUCCGUUCAACCAACGUACGUUAAUAGCACCAAGAGUGUGAUAAGAAAAUGUUGCCCGAUAGGUCAACGUAUGCUGCACGAUGGUACCAGAUACGUGGAGUGUGGAACGGACGACUUUGAUACGGGCCCCAUAAGUUCAACCUUCGAGAUGAAAGCGAUCGUGGCCCAGCUGCACGAGGGGUGUAUCGAAGAUCGCGAAGAGGACAUUAACCUGCGGGUGCUAGUUGGUGAACCGUGCCCGAUGGACUACGGAUUGAUUGCCUACGGUAAACGAACGAAGGACACGCUGUACGUGAUCCAGAACGGUUCACUACUGGUGGUACUCGAUCAGAUGCUGGAGUACUAUAUCUACAAUGCGUACUGCCUCGAUUUCGAUCCCCGAGAUGGUUCGCUAAUCGCGUACGUCUGUGUUUCGGACGUAGAGAUGCCACCGGACGUGUUUGGUGGCCAGAUGGUAAUGCUUACGCUGUGUCUCAUAAUGGCCGUUCCGUUGCUGCUGGCUACUGCCUUCUUUUACUCCGUCAUUCCCGAGCUGCACGAUGUACACGGUAAAGCGUUGGCUAUGAACUGCAUUAAUUUCGCCAUUGCACUGCUGCUGGAGACAUACUUUCAAUAUCGCACGCAUGGCCAUCGGUUGGACUCGGAUGAGAUUGUGCUGGAAAGUUACGCCGAGUACUUCAUACUGGCCACCUUCUUCUGGCUCAUGGUGAACAUCGCCAACAACUGUCUCCAUGCUUGGCUUUUCUUGCCAAAACAUCGAAUACCGACCAACGACAGGAAACGAUUCGUAGUGUACGCUUGCAUUGCGCAGCUAGUGCCCUUGUUCAUCAUCCUGAUAUGGGGUGCAACAUCAGCCGGUGGUCGCGUUUUGAAACACUACUUUUUUGUGCCGAUCAUUGUGGUAUUGGUAAUCAAUAAGAUCCUGCUGGUUGCGACGAUGAUAGGGCUGGGGCAAGUUAAACAGAAACACUUCUACCUUAGCGAGGUCCGGGAGCGUUUGGUAGUGGCAGAUAGAAGAUCAGAAGCAAUGAAACUUCCCUUGAUCCCGUGCGAUCGGCUCAACAAGGUUAUUUAUAUGAAUAAGUACACCUCGUUCCUGUACACGGUGAUGGCCCUCGUGUGGAUUGCUACGACUAGCAUUUACUACAUAACUGGCGAGAUCCCCAUCUUCUUCGAUAUUCUGUUUGGCUUCCAGGGGAUGUUUAUGUUUCUGUUCUUUAUCUGUAUGCGGAAACCGUUCCGUGUGGUACAGAAUUGGUUCUCACGAAACGGUUACUGCACGACGUUCUGUUACACCGAACCGCAAGAUACAGUGGAAGAACCACCUCACGCCGGCCAUACAACAGUGCUGGAAGUGGAACCCAUAGUCUUCGCUAGACGAGUGCAAUCAGUGGCAGCGGAAAAGAAUGGUUCGGAAAAUUGUGCGCCAGACGAGCUGUGCAGGGGUGGCCAUGUACCGAAUGACAGGCGGAAAUACAGCAAAAAUCCGUUUAAGUACGUGCCCCACGAUUCCUGUACCCAUGCCCCGCAAACACGGCCCGGAUGUUGAGCACAUUCUGCCCCGCA